AAGAAUAUGAGUACACAAAAGUCGCGGGAGGAUCAAUUCUUUGUACCUAUUGUAAGGUGUUUAAGUGUUUCAAUAACUUAUAGUGCAGAGGAAUAUCAUGAUAGGACCCACAAAUAUGUAAAACUGGAAGGAUGAGAUCUCUUUUUGAGCCGGCUGUGAAGAUUCGAUUGGUUCUAGCGUUCAACUGGGCCUAUCCAAGAUUCUAUGCUUCACCUGGACCCGUCCCUCUUUCUCUUCCCAUUCGCUUAUAAGAGCUCUUUGGCAACAUCUUUGAUCUGUGAAGUUGUAUAACUAAGGACAUACAUAAAAGCAGUAGUAAACAGUUCUCUUGAACCAAGUAUCAGGAGCAACAACAACAUCAUAGUCUGGAGAAUACAGAAGAAUCGUGAUUCGCAUUUGAAGGGCAAGACUAGACUGAAAUCAAGUACAGCAGAUCACUUUCAGAAGGCUAGAAAGAUGUACCAUCAUCACCACCAGGAUAAGAGCAUGCACCCUUCAACAAGAAUGUCUGUUCCUGAACGACAUCUGUUCCUGCAAGGUGGAAAUGGCAACGGAGAUUCAGGGCUUGUCCUAUCAACUGAUGCUAAGCCAAGAUUGAAAUGGACACCGGACCUCCAUGAGAGGUUUAUAGAAGCAGUUAAUCAACUUGGUGGAGCAGACAAAGCCACUCCAAAAUCAGUUCUAAAGCUUAUGGGGAUUCAAGGAUUAACCUUGUACCACUUAAAGAGUCAUCUUCAGAAAUACAGACUAAGUAAGAAUCUCCAUGGACAAGCAAAUGCUAGCGGGGCAAAUAAAGCUGCAGCAGGAGUAGAAAGGAUAUCUGAGAAUAGUGCAACAUGUAUGAGUAAUCCAAGCAUGGUACCCCAACCAAACAAAAAUAUUCAAAUAAGUGAAGCAAUACAAAUGCAAAUAGAAGUGCAGAGAAGGCUUCACGAGCAGCUUGAGGUACAACGACAUUUACAGUUACGGAUAGAAGCUCAGGGAAAAUAUCUGCAGUCCGUGCUCGAGAAAGCACAAGAAACUCUUGGAAGACAAAACAUGGAAACAGUAGGAUUAGAGGCAGUCAAGGUUCAACUAUCAGAAUUCGUAUCCAAAGCAUCCAAUCAAUGCCUGAACUCUCCAUUUCCGGAUAUAAAAGAGCUAUCAGGAUUUCACAGCCAACAAACACAAGCUACACAGCCAACAGAUCGUUCAAUCGACAGCUGCUUGACCUCUCGUGAUGGCUCUUUGAGGGACAACACAAUGCAUGAUAACCAAAUUGGAUUGAGGCCUUUCGGCUUUACACCAUCUAUCGAGCGUAAGGAUAUUGAAAAUGAUACCAGGCUACAGCAGACUGAACUACGAUGGUGUGACAACCUCAAGGAGAACAGAAGAUUAUUCUCCCCAAUGAACGAGGGUAGAGAAAAAACAUUCACCCGAGAGACGAACUGCAAUAACUUAUCAAUGAGUAUUGGACUUCAAGACGAAAAACUGAAUGGAAGCAUGAACCACUCUGAUGGAAACUUCAAUGGAACAGAGAGAGAUGUCAAACUAUUUCACCAGGUAACCAACAGAAGUGAAUCAGUGCCACAGAGGCACAAAUCUUCGCAAGAGUAUAAGCUGUCAUACUUUGAACCUAAACUGGAUCUAAACAUGCAUGAUGAAACUGAUGCUGCUUCAAGUUGUAAGCAAUUUGACCUAAAUGGUUUCAGUUGGAGCUGAGGAACCUCACAUAUAACAAAGGGCAAACCAUGAGAUCAGAAGACAGGUAAUUUGCUGAUAACAUUUUGUCUGAAAUAGAGGUCUUCACAUGGGAAACAUAGCCUUAUGGUUUCUUUGGAAGGAAAAAUUGAUGUAUAAUAAUUUAAAUUCAAGCUCUGUUACAAUAUUGUAACACCAUUCAAUCUGCAUUUUUAUUUUCUGAUCUCAUAUUUAACUUUCAUCCAUAGUUUCAUGCAGAAGAGUGUAUAUACAUUACUUUAUAUAGAAGUUGAAUCUUCCUUAACUCUGAAA
Solanum pennellii is the source of this 1992-nucleotide messenger RNA. Its product is annotated as myb-related protein 2-like. The record is from RefSeq and is a predicted model, not a curated record. Bases 457 to 1701 code for a protein of 414 amino acids. Gene Ontology annotation, molecular function: DNA binding; DNA-binding transcription factor activity. The transcript has 7 exons. NCBI's taxonomy places the organism in Eukaryota, Viridiplantae, Streptophyta, Magnoliopsida, Solanales, Solanaceae.